Messenger RNA from Mandrillus leucophaeus (drill), 3416 nucleotides. It is a transcript of the gene GSAP, whose product is annotated as gamma-secretase activating protein. Lineage: Eukaryota; Metazoa; Chordata; Mammalia; Primates; Cercopithecidae. Gene Ontology annotation, cellular component: trans-Golgi network. Gene Ontology annotation, biological process: positive regulation of amyloid-beta formation. The record is from RefSeq and is a predicted model, not a curated record. The transcript is spliced from 31 exons. Bases 900 to 2819 code for a protein of 639 amino acids.
GCAUCCCACCUCCCGCGGGGUUCAUCGGCCGCGCGGGGGCUUUGCCGAGACAGGGGUGCUCCUGGAAGCUUCACGUUUUGAGAAAGAAUCCGUGACCACCAAGGAAACCACCCUAUAUCCAACAGUGGAACAGUUUGUCCCCACAUUUGCGAGACGUGUUUCUGCCUCUGUUGAACCGUGUCCGUGGCUCAGGGGACACGGGGCUCGGCGCUAGAGGCGCGAGAGGGCAGGGGCCGCCUCCGGGCUGCGGGCUGCGGAGCGAGAGCCCCCAGGCGCCCCCGAGCUCCGCACCUGUGCAGGCUGGGGCUGCGCGCGAGAUGCUCGACUCCCGGUCCAGCCACCUCGGGGCUUUUUGAUGAUUCGAUGUUUUAGAAAACGAUUAUGAGAGCUUACGUGUAUUAAAUGUUGAAAGAAAUGGAAAUAUUAUUUAUACAUAUAAGGAUGAUAAGGGAAAUGUCAUCUUUGGAUUAUAUGAUUGUCAAACCAGACAAAAUGAGCUUCUGUAUACCUUUGAGAAAGACUUGCAAGUUUUCAGUUGCUCUGUCAACAGUGAAAGAACUUUGCUUGCUGCAAGUUUAGUUCAGUCUACUAAAGAAGGAAAAAGGAACGAACUUCAACCAGGAUCAAAGUGCUUGACUUUGUUGGUUGAAAUCCACCCUGUUAACAAUGUGAAGGUUCUGAAGGCUGUGGAUAGCUAUAUUUGGGUUCAGUUUCUCUACCCACAUGUUGAAAGUCAUCCUCUUCCAGAGAACCAUCUGUUACUGAUUUCAGAAGAGAAAUAUAUUGAGCAAUUACGUAUCCAUGUCGCCCAACAAGAUGGAAAUAGAGUGGUGAUUAAAAAUUCUGGCCAUCUCCCGAGAGACAGAAUAGCUGAGGAUUUCGUUUGGGCUCAGUGGGAUAUGUCAGAACAGAGAUUAUACUACAUUGACCUGAAGAAAUCAAGGAGUAUCUUAAAAUGUAUCCAGUUUUAUGCUGAUGAGAGCUAUAACUUAAUGUUUGAAGUACCCUUGGACGUAUCAUUAAGCAACUCAGGAUUUAAACUUGUCAACUUUGGAUGUGAUUACCAUCAAGACCGAGAAAAAUUAUCCAAACACCUGACUCUGUGUGUUUUUACCAACUGUACAGGAAGUUUGUGUGUAUGUUACAGCCCGAAGUGUGCCUCUUGGGAACAAAUCACAUAUUCAGUGUUUUACAUUCAUAAAGGACACAGCAAGACCUUCACCACUUCUCUUGAGAAUGUUGGCUCACACGUGACAAAGGGCAUUACUUUUCUCAACCUUGACUAUUAUGUGGCUGUUUACUUACCUGGUCAUUUCUUCCACCUACUUAAUGUUCAACAUCCAGACCUGAUCUGCCACAGUCUUUUUCUGACAGGAAAUAAUGAAAUGAUUGAUAUGCUACCUCAUUGCCCUUUACAGUCAUUGUCAGGGUCCCUGGUACUGGAUUGUUGUUCUGGAAAGCUCUAUAGAGCACUGCUCAGCCAGUCAUCUUUAUUACAGCUUCUGCAGAACACCCGCUUAGACUGUGAGAAGAUGGCCGCGUUGCACUGUGCGCUCUACUGCGGUCAAGGCACGCGGUUCCUGGAACGCCAGAUUAUUCAAUGGAUUUCUGAGAAUGUCUCUGCCUGCCAUUCAUUUGACCUCAUUCAGGAAUUUAUAAUUGCUUCUUCAUAUUGGAGUGUAUAUUCAGAGACAAGUAACAUGGACAAACUAUUGCCACAUUCCUCAGUGCUCACUUGGAAUACAGAAAUUCCUGGAAUAACUCUUGUGACAGAAGACAUUGCAUUGCCUUUUAUGAAGGUGCUCAACUUUAAGGGCUACUGGGAAAAACUGAACUCCAACCUAGAAUAUGUUAAGUAUGCCAAGCCACACUUCCACUAUAACAACAUUGUGGUCAGGAGAGAGUGGCACAACCUGAUCUCUGAAGAGAAAACAGGAAAAAGAAGGUCCACGGCAUACGUGAGGACUAUUCUUGAUAAUGCAAUAAAGGUGAUUUCUAACCUAGAAGCAAGAAAUUUGGGGCCAAGAUUAACACCCCUCUUGCAGGAGGAAGACAGCCACCAGCGGCUGCUCAUGGGGCUGAUGGUGUCUGAGCUAAAAGACCAUUUUUUGAGACACCUACAGGGUGUAGAAAAGAAGAAAAUUGAACAGAUGGUUCUGGACUACAUUUCAAAACUGCUGGAUCUCAUUUGCCACAUCCUAGAAACCAGUUGGAGGAAACAUAAUCUUCAUUCCUGCAUUCUCCACUUCAACAGUCGUGGCAGUGCUGCUGAAUUUGCAGUUUUUCACAUCAUGACCAGGAUUCUCGAAGCUACAAAGAGUUUGUUUUUACCUCUGCCUCCUGGUUUUCAUACUCUGCACACCAUCCUCGGGGUCCACUGUCUCCCUUUGCAUAACCUGCUGCAUUGCAUUGACAGUGGAGUGUUGCUUCUCACUGAAACAGCUGUCGUAAGGCUCAUGAAAGAUCUGGACAAUACAGAGAAAAAUGAAAAACUGAAAUUCAGUAUCAUUUUGCGGCUUCCUCCGCUUAUUGGUCAGAAGAUUUGUAGACUUUGGGAUCAUCCUAUGAGUUCUAACAUCAUUUCACGGAACCACGUGACGCGAUUGCUUCAGAACUACAAGAAACAGCCUCGGAAUUCUAUGAUUGACAAGUCAUCGUUCAGUGUAGAAUUUCUGCCUCUGAACUACUUCAUUGAAAUUCUGACAGAUAUAGAGUCCUCCAAUCAAGCCCUGUAUCCUUUUGAAGGACAUGACAAUGUGGAUGCAGAAUUUGUAGAGGAAGCAGCUCUGAAACACACCGCAAUGCUUUUAGGCUUAUGAAAAAGAAAACGCAACUGGAUCUGCUGCUGCCAUUUUAAUCUUGCUCAUUAACCUUCCUCCUGUUGAGAAUCCUUUAGCAAUAUUUAAAAUUGGUAACAAAACUAAGAAAUUGUUCAGCCAUUUGAGUUUCAGGUUGGUACACGUUCAGACAGAACUAUAACUGCUGUAUCACAUUCCAAUUUUGAAUAGCCAGUGAGCAAUCAAGUGUAGAGAAAUGAUAAAUGGUCUAAGAAGGCAUACCAGUGGCAUAAACUAUGCUCUUCCUAGUAGCUUAAUAGGCCACAAGCUAGUUGCACUCUGAAAUAAAAUAUGCUUUAAAAAUGUAGGGAACAGUGCUUAGAAAAGCAAAAACGAGGUGUGUCAUUGAAAUAACAGGAAGAAAAUUAAAUGUUAUGUAAGAACACUAUUUGGAAAGAGGUUCCUUUUAAAAACUGAGUUUGUACUAAAUCAGAUUUGCCAUGUCCAGCACAGAAUAAUUUGUACUUAGUAUUUACAGCAGGGUUUGUCUUUGUGAAUUCAGAUGAAAUGUAUUUAAUUUUUUUUAUAUUUAUAAAACGUUGAUUUAGGAAUAUUUUGUCAUUAAAAAACCUGAAAACA